This is a messenger RNA of Morus notabilis, 1417 nucleotides long. Its product is annotated as transcription factor RAX3. NCBI's taxonomy places the organism in Eukaryota, Viridiplantae, Streptophyta, Magnoliopsida, Rosales, Moraceae. Bases 112 to 1251 code for a protein of 379 amino acids. The transcript is spliced from 3 exons. The record is from RefSeq and is a predicted model, not a curated record.
ACAAACCAGGCUUACUUGACCUCACAAACCACUCAGUAACACACACACACACACACACACACACACACACACACACACACACAAACCCCAAAAAAACAAAAAGAAGAAAACAUGGGAAGAGCUCCUUGCUGUGACAAAGCCAACGUCAAAAGAGGCCCUUGGUCGCCUGAGGAAGACGCCAAACUCAAGGCCUACAUUGACCAGAACGGCACCGGUGGAAACUGGAUUGCUUUACCCCAGAAGAUAGGGCUUAGAAGAUGCGGGAAAAGCUGUCGCCUCCGGUGGCUGAAUUAUCUUAGGCCAAACAUCAAGCAUGGUGGCUUUUCUGAGGAGGAAGAUAACAUUAUUUGCAGCCUCUACCUAAGCAUCGGAAGCAGAUGGUCGAUUAUCGCGGCACAGUUACCAGGACGGACUGAUAAUGAUAUAAAGAACUACUGGAACACGAGACUGAAGAAGAAGCUAUUAGGCAAACAGUGCAGAGAGCAGGCUGCAGCUCAGGCCCGGCGGGCCAAUAGCCUAAUGCAAGGUCAUCAACUGAAGAGAUCAGAAAGUAGUACUUUUGAUCAUCAUAAUAAUAUCAAUCUUCCUCAUGGCUCGUUUUUGAAUCAAACGGCACCCUACUGGCCAGACCUACCUGCGGUGCUAACCGUGCCGGUGGCCACCAAUCAAAGCAGCCACGUUGUCGACGUCACCAAUAUCUCUCAAGUACUCAAGGAAGACGACAACGCCGGCCGCCAUCAAGCCUCCAUAAAGAACUUGCUGAUCAAGCUCGGAGGAAGAUUCUCCGAAACCGCGAGUACUGAUCAUCAAUUCCAUAACGGUACUAAUUACCCUGCGGAUCAGCUUUCCGCUGUCCAAGAUCAAGCAUAUUCUCUUGAUAUGCUUAGUACUUAUGAUGCUGUAGGACCGACCAUGUACCAAGGGCUUGAGAAUCUUCAAUCUGAGCUAAGAGAACUGAUAUAUAGCAAUCAUCCACAACAAGCAGUCUUAUUGGAUGGUAUUAGUACUAAUAAUUCUGAUGGGUUCUGUGGAAUAAUGGAGCAAAUGUUCACGGGAAGUACUACUACUACUGCUGCUACUACUGGAACAAGUACUACUUCUGUGGACAGCGGAAGCUGGGGAGAGAUGAACAGCUCUUCCUUGGUUUUCGCGACAAAUAUGGUAUCGGAUUAUGGCAACUACCAACUUCCUCAUCAAGAUUCUGCUUUUGAAGAGUCAAGAUACUUUGAGACGAGUACAACGGCAAUGUAAAUAAUGCAUGUGGGGCAUAAUUGAUCAUGAUCUCGGAUCUUUGAGCUAGCUAGGUUAGUUAGCUAGCUUGAAAACCAUAAGGGAAUUUGUGAUCUAAAGGGAGGAUUUGUUUCUUUUUAUUAAUCAAUAUUAUUAAUUUCAGUCAUAUACCUUCAAUUCCAUUUAA